AUGAUUAAGCAUCAUUUAAAAUUGAAAAUUCCAAAAUAAGAAGUGGUUUAAGUGAAAAAUCAAACAAAAUCCUCUUUCUAUAUAGCUAGGAGGAUAACUUAAACGAAUAGUGAUAAUGCAAUUCACGUUAUGAAUACCAAAGUAACAGAUUAAGUAAAUUAUGAUAAAAAACCAAAUCCCGUUUCUUCAAGAGCCUAUACUAUAUCUCAUUAUAGAUCUUAUUCAACAACUCCCACUAAUAUAUAAGGGUAGUAACAAUCAUAAAAUUUGGAUGAAUAAGUGUAAUUCUUCAAUUCAGAAAGACAAUAAUCAAUUAGCGUAUUAUCGUCCUAAUAUAAAAUCACUACUUAACCUAAGCCUACUAGAGUUGUGUCACUAUAUUAAAUAUCACCUUAAUAAGAAUCUAAAAGUAAUCCACUAGUUUAUUAGGAUAAACAGUAUUUUUAUUCUCAAUAUCGCAUGGCCAAUAAUGUUAAAUUUAAUCAAGAAGAUUAAAAGAUUAAUUAAAAUCAUGAUGAUUUUAUAUAUCAAAAUUCUUUUAUUAUGAAUGCGAGAGCUAAAACUAAAUCAUAAAUAUUCGCCAAUGUAACUUAUAAGGAUUUUUAAAGGAAAUCACAAGAUUUGUUUCAACAAAAUCAAUAAGGAACAUAAAAACAAUAAAUAUUUUUGCAAAAGGUUCUGAAGAAUAUAAAAGUUUCACAAAGUGAGAAAUCAGAUUCUAAAUUAUUAGUUAGAAAAUAUUCAAAAAUUUGGAAAGAGAAUUUCUCACCUAAAUAGUUUUAAGAGUAAUAAAAAUAUUCGUAAUCUACUAUGCAAUUUAAAUGGUACUUUAAUUAGUUCAUUGAAAAGAGUCUCAAUAAGUUUCGAUUAUAUUAAUAUUUAAAUAAAAAUUUAGCAUUCAUUGAAACAAAAAAAAAUCAUAAAUUAAAUAAAUCUGUUCAGGAAUUAAGAAGAUUUUAUAUUAAAAAUCACAAUAAUAAAAUUACUCAGACAUAAAUAGAAGACCAAUAAUUCAGAUACAAAAAAGAAAUUAUUUCAUUUGGAAUGUAUAUAAUAAUAAGUAAUAUAGGUUAGGAUAGAUAUUUUGAUUGAAAUAAAAGAUGACGAGUUUCAACCAGAGUAUUUUUAGGAGAAUUCAUAGGGGGAAAUUUUUGGAAAAAAAUUAGAAUAUUUCUGCUGCGAGAUAAUAUAAAAUAAUUAAUAAUAUUAGAUAUCUCCAAUAAUUAGCAAAUUGGAUAAUUUAUCAAAAAAUGAAUUAUUGUCUGUGGAUUAUAGUUAGAUGGAUAAAAUAAUGAAUUAAAGUAAUAAAUAUUAAUUUGUUCCAAACAUUUAAUUAGAUAAUGUUGAAAUUAGAAGGUUUAAUUCCAAAAUUACAUAUAUAAAAUACUAUGAUAUUAUCAUAGGAAAUUAUAAAAAUAAUAAUGAGAUUGUUGACCUCGAACAUGAUAACUAUCUUGAAUACUAACAAUAAUCAGUCACUCUGAAUAUGGAUAAAAAAGCUUUGAUGAUGAAUCUUAGAAGAUAAACACGAGGAACAAAAAUGUCUGUAUCAACUUUUCAAAAUGAGAAUGGAAUAAUUCAAAAAUAAUUUAUGGCGCCUGGUUAUGGUAAAAAUUUACUUGGUCUUUAAUAAUAAUCUAAAAUUGAUAUGAAAAGAAGUCAAACCAAGUCUAUUCAAAAUAUUGCAGAAAGUGAAAUAUAUCAGAGCAAUGAAAUUAUUCAUACAAAUGAGACUAAUAAAGGAGAUACAAUAUUAAAAUACUAUAAAGAAAAUGUAUUAUGUGUACUUUAAAUUUUAGCCAGUGAAAUAUUAACAAUAAUUAAAAUUGUAAAAUCUAUAAAUAUUUGAAAAUACGAUGAAGCAAGAAAAUUCAAGCAUUGCCGUAGUCUAAAUGAUGAUAGAGCACAAUUUCAUUGAUGAAUUAAUAGAUUAUCACAAAAAAAAUCCCAAUUUUUCUCUUAAUUCUCGGAAUGCUUAAGGAAAACCAUUGAUUAUGGUUGCUGCUUAAUCAGGAAAUAAAGAAUUAGUUUAGUAUAUGAUCAAUUAAAAUGUUUUAUUGAAUGUCAAGGAUGUAAAUUUUUGGUUUAAAUAUAGUUAGAGGGGAACACGGCACUUCAUUAUGCAAUUAGGUGUGGAUAUUAUGAAAUUGCUGACCUCUUACUACUAAAUGGAGCAAAUUAAGAGUUAGACAUUAGAAAUGACCAUCGAUAAUGGAACUAGAAUUAUAAGUUACUAAAAAUGA
This is a messenger RNA of Paramecium octaurelia, 2243 nucleotides long. The record is from the annotation of a GenBank genome assembly. Lineage: Eukaryota; Ciliophora; Oligohymenophorea; Peniculida; Parameciidae.